AUGCUCACAUUGUAUUUCUCAUUGAAAUUUUUAGGUGGAGGGAGUGAUCGAUCGAGGGAUAGAGACCAAAGGCGAGAUCGUCGACGAAGGUCAAGAUCACGGUCAAGAAGCCCUAGAGAUCGCAGAAGUUAUGGCGGUGGUGGAAGAGACAGAUAUAAUCGAGGAAGGUAAGUCUUGUAGCAUGGUACAGUUUUAUCCCUAGACCUUCUUUAUUUAUUCAAGCUUUUGCUUUCCUUGUACCCUCAUAGCAGGAUUGAUUUGAAACAACCCUUACUAUUCAUGAAAUGCAUUAUCUUGAGCAUUUUAUUUUUACUUAAUUUAGAUCACCGUCUCCUCCAAGAAGAAGAAAGAAGAGGUACAGGAAUUUUAUUUCAUGACAUUAAUAAUAAUUUCUUUUACUGUUAUACCUUUUGUGAGAAUGUACAGUGUACAUUGUACCUGUAGGGUUGUCAAAAGUAGUCGGCUGCCAGUGAACCGCCUACUUGGUUAGUUUUAGCCGGCUACUCUGCCUGGCAUUUCUUUGCUGAUGAUGAAGGUUUUUUUAUAUAAAAUAUCCCUUGACUGGCCGCUUACUUUGACAACUCCGUCUUCGACUUUAAAACUUAAGUUUGUGACAACCCUGACCUGUAAAUUGUUGAUGCAUGUACUGUUUUGAAGUGCUGUUUCAAUGUACAAUGUAAAUCAGUGAUUUACAGUUUCCUUUUUCUUUGUUUAUUUUCCAGAGAAAGCUUGUGGGAUAGACCUCCAAUUGGAUAUGAACAUAUGACACCGGCACAGUAUAAAGCUAUGAGAGGUGUGUUAUUUACUGGAAUAUAAUUUUACCUGUCAGGUCUGUCAUUCAGUUUUAAAACAGCUGUAGGAAAUGAAGAUUCACCCGUAACAUAUCGGAAACAGUUUACAGUGUCACCUUUACUGUAGCCUUCCACUCUGAUCACCUGUAACAUCAAGUGAGCUUAGCCAUAACAGGUGUCAUGGUUAUGGCCAUUAAAGACAGCUCUGUCCUUGGUGUUUGUCACUAAUAUUAUUAGUUAUAUUACAUUUACAUGUAUUUGUCUGUGUUUCUUUGUAUUAUAAAUAGCGGCGGGACAGAUUCCAGUCAAUGCAGGUGGUCCAGUACCUGGUGGAACUGUUAGCAGUUUGCCACAAGGAAGUCAGAUGACAAGACAGGCUCGAAGAUUGUAUGUUGGAAACAUACCAUUUGGAAUAACUGAGGUGGGUUAUUUAUUUUUGAUGCCUUCAGUACUUGAUUCCCAGGUAAUUAUUAUCUUUGAAGGUAGAGAUCUAUAACAGUGCUCUGCACUUGUGCCAUGAAACAAGAUUCUAAACUGGGACAUUGCAUGUACAUUUACAGUGUCUGCACAAUGUAUUUAAGAAUCAACUUCAUUUCAUGAUUCUGAAACACAUGUACAUGUAUUUAUAUGUUGCAGUUUAAUAGCAUGUUCCACUUUUAAUUAACUAAAAGUAGAUUUUGUAACUGUAGACUACCCCCAACCUCGUGCUUGACUCAGACACACUGUGCACUCUACUCAAAGGUGUUGUAUGAGCAAGAUGCAUUUUCCACAUGAAUAUUACAUGUAUUUAUAAAAAUAAUUCACAGUUAAUAUUUUAAAAUGCAUUUGACCUUUAUUCUAAUGUAUAAAAGGCAUUACUGCUAGCAAAAACCUGGGACUUAUCUUGUGAAAAAUCAUGAGUCCCAGUCCAGAACCAUUAAGUCCCAGUUCAAAAAACAAUGACUUCUAAACUGAAAAUGCCUGGGUAUUAUCGAGCCAGGCAGUUACUGAAUCUGAAGGCAGACUCCAAAACUCUUUAUCACAGAUUACUGAAUUGAAAUAGUUCUUCCAUUUAAACAGCAUAAAUGGGGGGACAAAAAUAAAUAUGUAUCAUUAAACAACAGCCACGUUAACAGCAACAGAAAUCACACAAGGAGGAUUUUCUACAAAGACAACUUCAGAUCCAUCGAUUCAUCUUUGCAUCCUAUGGGACGCAUCUAUUGAAUUAUUUUGCGUCGGUGGGGAUUUUUAUGCAUCAGGAAUGCAGGACGCAGAUAUGACAAAAUCACUGUGUACAUGUACAUGUAACUCAAAUGAUUGGUUUAAAUCAGAAAAUAAAGUGAACUGGUCAAAACAGGCUACUGAAAUUGGAUCUGUAGCUCUCUCAGUGACAGUACUGAAAAAUGACAUUGUUACAUUUCUGACUGAGACUAUCAUAUGUGUAAUACUUUUUUUAAAGUUUUGUGUGGAAGAAUAUGGUUGCAAAGUAAGGGACAAGGUCAAAUCAGUGGGUUGGUUUUAAUUCAUGUAUAUUUUUUCACAGUUAGUUGUCUUAAUUAUAAAUAUUUUACAGUAAUUGUUAAUUUAUGUAUGAUUGUAGAGCUUGAUGAUAGAGUUCUUCAAUGCCAGAAUGCAAGAAGCAAAGUUAAACACAGCUCCUGGUAACCCAGUUAUUGCUGCACAAAUCAACUUGGAACAGAAUUUUGCCUUUAUUGAGGUACAUGUAUGGCUGUGUUUUGAUGGUGAUUUCAUUGACUAUGUCUCCAUUCUUGGAACAUGUACAUUGUACUAUACCCUGGUAUUACAGUUGUAUUUUGAUUGGCUUUCUUGAUGAUACUAACCUCAUGUACGUGCAAAAUGUUUGCAGCUCCGUUCAGUUGAAGAGACUACCCAGGCAAUGGCAUUUGAUGGGAUCAUAUUAGAGGUAAUGAAAGAAUUCUUGUUAUUGUGCCGAGUGUUUUGUAACUCUAUAGAGUAUGUGUUAUUGUACUCUAGUUAUUGAUGAUUCCAGGUGUUCUUUGUCCUGUCAGUUGAUUACCUGUAGGCUGCUGCACACUGUACAUUUGGUUACUGAAUUAUGAUUAAUUUAUUUUAGGGCCAGUCACUGAAGAUAAGGAGACCCAAGGACUAUCAGCCCAUUCCUGGAAUGUCAGGUAAUCUCCUAUUCAUUUUCCAAACAAGGACUUUAAAAAUAUAUUCCAUGUACACUGUACAGUUGUAUGGACAAUACAAUACUACGUACGACUAACUACAUGUAUACAGUCAUGUAUCAUUAAUAUUUGCAUACUGUAUUAAUUAUUAUAGUUGUUGUCAACAUAAAAGAUAAAAAACAUCUACAGGUAAAGCAUAUAUGCAAUGGUUUAUUACGUGUAUGAGAACAAGAAAAAUUAAGAACUUACAGUAUUAACUAAUGAGUGUGUAUGUCUGCUGUGGUUUAAUUUUAUCCUUGGUUUCAAUUUUCCCCUCUGCUUUAAAUUCAUUAUCAUCCAUUAACAAACUCAAAAACAAAUACAUUGUAUAUAAGGAGGAGGAUGCAUAAAUUAUAGAAAUUUCACUAUUUUGUAAUACUUUGUGGAUAUCCUCAGUAAAGACUGAUUGUUUCUAAUGGGCAGCUGUAUAUGUUUGUUUGUGUUGCUUUGCAGAAACAGCAACAAUUCAUGUCCCGGGUGUGGUUUCAACAGUUGUACCAGAUUCUCCUCACAAGAUUUUCAUUGGAGGAUUACCAAACUACUUAAAUGAAGAUCAGGUAAAGUUGGCAGCGUAAGGCAGUGUUGAGUGGAAAGCAUUACAGGGUCAAGUCAAGAUUCUGUGUAUGAUGGCAACAUAAAUAAUUGUCACAUUGUAGAUAAAUUAUUUUAAAUCUUUCAAGAAAGCUUGAGAACGAAGAGUCUGCUAUGAUAUGAAUUGAAGAAUUAGUUGUACCUUUGGAGUUGUCUUUUUUUGGUACAGUGUUUCAGAUCAUGCGGUUUUAUGAAACAGUAAAUUAUUAGUUAUUGCUCUUCUCUCUCAUGCUUUGCUGAAUACCUUAAGGUUAGAUUGGUAUUUUGUGCGCGAUCAAAUUUGGUUAUAUUUUACCACAUAAUAAUUUUGUGCUGCUUGAACAACAUUGAUCACAAAUUUAACAACUUAUCAUCUUAUUUCAAACGUGGAGUGCAAGAAAGCAUUACACAUUAAAUCUGGAACAUCACUAGAACAGUGCACAGUCAUAAAGAAUUUCUCUGCAGACACAUUGAACCAGAUGAAUUUUGAAGGGAAUUCGAUCUAGAACUUUUUUUGCAGGAAUAUCAAACCAGAAACUAAUGCCAAAAUCGUACUUUUGUUUUUUCAGCCAUUUCUUUUCAGCAAUUUUUUUCUAGAUCAUCCCAUUGCCUUCGGCUUACUGAAAGACAGCACUCGGCAACUUUCUUUUUCAGCUUUUCUUUUUAGGAAAUCAGCAUAUCAUUAUAACUUCUUGGCAUGGCAGCAAGCUUGGAUUAUUUCUAAUAAAUUGCAUUUUACUCUGCCAAUUUUUUUACAUAUAUUUAUACACAUCAGAAUUGACAAUUCCAUAAACUUGACUAAAUGUUUACAACGGUGAUCAUAUUGGCGUGAACACCUAAAAUAUGUCUGGAAUGUUUAUUGUGAUGUAACCAAUUACAGACGAGAUCAUCACACCACAGAAACCACAGGCAACGAACAGUUUCCUAUCUGUCACGGAACAAAUUAUUUUCAUUUUGUUUUAACAUUCAGUCUUUUUACGAGUAAACAAUUGCUUUUCCUUCCUAUUUGUUUACAGUAUUUUGCUAUAAUAGCGAAGAAUACAGGUUUGAGCGAUUUUGAAAUAAAUUACAAAGCCGAUGUGCCGGGCCUACGCAGGCGACGGUUUGGCACGCGAGUUUUCAAACUUUUUGUAACGAUCAAAAUCGGUAGUUACGCCUGAUCAUAGGUAGUAGAUAGUAGUUUGAAGGUUCAAUCGUUAGUUCACACAAAUCAAAUCCCCUUGUUCUACAAAAAAAUAUCAGCAAGGAUUGUGCUAUCAGAAACGAAAACAUCACGAUUGUUCAUUUUUUAUUGUCUUCAUGUGAUAUGUCGUUACAUGGAAAGCUGGUCGCCGUCGCGUCGCGUUGGCUUCUAAAACUUUUCUUUCUAAAAUCGAACGAUGUACUGGAUGCGGUCCUUGGCACUGAUCUUGGAGAACAGCGGUGUGUUAAAUUCCUAAUAAGGUAGUUUGUAUCCUUAAACAAAACGAAAAUAAUUUGUUCCAUGACCGAUCGGAAACCAUUCUUUGCCUGUGGUUUCUGUGGUGUGAAGAUCUCACCUGUGAUUGGUUGCAACACAAUAAACAUUCCAGACAUAUUUUAGGUGUUCACGCCAAUAUAAUCACCGCUGUAAACCUCCCUCCUCUUCUGCUCCCAGUGAGAUAGUUGUGAAGAGGUUCAACUGUAGUAUGAUGUAUAGCCUGCGUGUAGAUGUCUCUUACUUCCGUUGUUACUCUCUGCUUUUUCUGAGUGAAACAAAUGAAACAAUGUGUAGGCAAUGUCCCCAUGCAGGCUAGAUGUGUAUUAACCCAUGUUCCUCUGCAACAAGCCUUCAAAAAAAAAAAGUGAUGGAAGGGACUUGGUUGAAAGCAACUGGCAGUGCUAAGUGUUCUCUUUUAGCUAGUUCUGUUUCAAAAUAGAAUUUUUGCUUCAGAUUUACGUCACGUGCCGUACAGUGCUUUCUCUAAAACAACAUUUUAGUUUCUGUCCUGCAAGCUAGUUGGUCAGAGCUUCACGUAUAUAUAUAUAUAUAUAUUUUUAAAUCAAGCCCCUCAAUAAAUUAUUAUCCACUAUUCUAUAAAUUAAAGUAAUAAUUUCACACCCUUAGUCAGAUAAUGAUAAAAUUGAAGGCAUGUCAAUCUGAAAAUAACCACCUUGCCUGAAAUGAGUUCUACAGUUGCAAACCUUGGGUGGAAAUUAACCAGCAUUUUUCAGGAGACUGUUCUUAAAUUAUUUUGCAAACGAUGACUUGGUAGAAACUAAAUGCCUACAUUUUACUUGUCUGUCAAGUUUGUUUGAUUGUCUUCUAUCUGUGGUGUGAAUUUGGUUAUCAGUGUUAAUGACAAGAUCAAUUGGCAUUUGGAAGUUACUACCCUUGGUCCAUUGAGCUGUUACUCAUAACAGGAUAAAAAUAAUGACCACUACAAUGAAAUGUGGAGUGCCACAUACAGCUGUAGUCCUCGAUCUCCCUGGAACUAAGCAAAGUUUCUUAGCUUUAAUAUUAUUGAUUCAAAUACGACUGACAUAUUUUGAAUUUUAUUUCCCCCUCAUUUAAUCCCUAGCUUAGGGGGGCCUAAAAAGGUCAUCAAAUCUGGCUAAAGGCAAGUUCUAAUUCUACAUUGAGGGUGUGGAAAGAGAGCUUGAAAGAGUGAUGUAUGCACUGCUUGUUAAAACAUUCCAACAACCUCAUACAGGCAUGAAUCACCAGAGUUCCUCUCCUUAACAGCUUUUAAGUUUGUUUUCCAUAAUAUUAUUUUGCCAUGAUUGCUUGGAUUGCUUGGAUCGCUAUCUUAAAUCUCAGUUGUUGGCAUUAUAUACCACUUCAAAGCUCCAAAUUAAUUUGUGAUAAGUUCAUUUAUUUUUCCUUUAGGGUGAUGUCAACAAUUCAGUUUAAAUUUUAGUGCCUUAUAACUAUUUUUAACCAGGUUGCAGCUGGUUAGGAAAAUAAAAUUUGCAAUAGUGAUGGUGUUUCAUGCCUGCUAUGUGCUUGUUAAUUUAUUGUCUAUGAACUAUGACUUGCCUGCAUACCAGCUCUCUGUACAGUGUUCAGUUUCAAGUCUUUAAUAGGUUGCUCCAAUAGCAAGUCCUUGUUUGGGAAAAUGUAUUUAUUGUGAAUUAUUUUAUUUUCAAGAACAAUUUAAUAAUUUGGAGAGAACAUUGGUAAUGGAAAUUAAAUAAUGAUCUGGGGAUCAAAAAUAAUCCAAAACAAAGAAUUAUUAUAAAAGUAAACAAACCUACAUGUUAGAGUUUCUGAAGGCAUUCAAUAAAAUUAAUUUGCAGUUUCUGCUUUAUCAAGUCUCAAACAAAUGCUUAUAGUGAAACCCUGGGGUUGGUUUAUUGAAAAGUGCACCAAAAAAUUACUUAGAGUGCUUCUCUAUUUGUAGCCUGUGCUGAUUUUUUGGUUGUAUCUUCCAUGACAGGUCAAAGAGCUGUUAUCAUCAUUUGGUGAACUCAAAGCCUUCAAUUUAGUGAAAGAUAGUGCCACUGGCCUCUCCAAGGGAUAUGCCUUCUGUGAAUAUGUGGACAUGAAUAUCACUGAUGUGGUGAGUUACCCAAUCUUCAACAGUGUACAGUGUUGUUGUUAUUUUUUUGUGUGUGUGUUAAUAGUUUCCAUAGAAACUGUUAAACACUAUGCAGUCAUGUCAUUUCCAUAAUGUCUGUUAAUAAGAAAUGCGAUAAUUCUGAAGGUCAGAUACAGAACACAAAUACUGUAUGAUUCGGUUACCAAACAAGGAGGGUAUUUUAUGCUUAAAUUGUUGCUUGUCAUUAUAUCAGUUUAUUUUUUGCUAAUCAAAUAAAUUUUGCAAAAAAGGGGUAAUUGUGGUCAUUGGUGUGCUACAACUCUUCUUCGACGCAAGAAAUCUUGCUCUAUUUUCUUUGACAAAAUAGGUUACAUCUCAUGCUUAAAUGACAUUGCAAGCCAAUAAAAAGGCAUGUGCGCAACAGAGAUAACAAAACUGUAAACACAUACUCUCUCUAGAGAGCUAUUUUUUCACACUGACAUACAAGUAGCCUAAAUUAGGUGUCACUGUUAGUACAAUAUUAUUAAGGUCAACAGUUGAGGGUAAAAAAGGUCAUUUUGAACAAUUUUUGUAAUUUUCAGCUCUCUGCAAGCAGUAUCAAAGGAAAUUCAGUAGCAGCAACCAAAAUUUGCAGAAAUUGGUGGUUGGCAAAAAGCUUUAAUGAGCCUAAACAUUCCUUGUAAAAUUUUAAGUUUUUCAGUCAGAAUUUCUCUGAAACUAUUUAUUUUGAUAUAAUUAUCAGGCUCAAAUUUUCACAGAUAACUGAAAUUAUAAUGCUCUUUCAAUAUCCAAGGCUGUAGUUUGUAAUUAAUAGUUUUAUCAGAUAAUGAAAAGCAUAAUAUAUGAGGCAAAAAAAAUGUAAGCAAAGAUUCCUACUGAAUCAUAGCCAAUAGUUACCAGCGCCGUACAAACGACUUAUUGACGAGAUCAAGCAAAACUAACUACGAGAGAAUGACUGGAGAACUGACAAUUUUGACCAACAAUAGAGGACUGUUUAACUGUGACAAUAGACAGAUCGAAACGCACCAAUUACUGAUUAUGAGUCUUCAUAGCCAAUAACAGCACGGCUUAACUGACAGACGACCAAUAACAUCGCGACGUAAUUGACCAAUCAGAUCAAUAACCUUGAGUAUAAUACCAUCAACUGACAUGAUACAACUCACUUUGACUCUGAAGAUGACUACUGCACAGGUUGUCGAAACUUCAGUCACUGUCAACAACAACAGUCCUAUUCAGGACUACGUUCACCUGGACAAUCAAACUCAACUUAGUUUUAAAAGAUUCCUACAUUGGUUUUACAUUAUCAGUUUUCAAUAAUGUCUAACACUACAAAAUAAGUGACCCUGUGAGCAGAGAACAGAGGUUUCUUUCUGGCAUAGCUUUUAACACGUGUGGUGUUGUUCAUGUUGCCGGCAUUCACAUAGUUGGCUUGUUUACACCCCUUUUCAGGAAGGUAAACAAGCCAAUGACGCAAAUUUCAGCAAUGCGAACGACUUGUAAAAUAAUGCUUAAAACCAUACCAGAAUGAAACCUCUUCUGGCAGGGUAGGAAUAUAUUCACAAUUAACAGCUUCCAGUGGCAUUUCCUAGUGUGAGUUUUGUUGCUUUCCAGUAAAAGCUAUGUGGUUAGCUCAGUUGUUUAUUCAUUUCAUCUAUUUCUUUAACUGAUUGUUUCUUUUCCAGGCAAUCACGGGACUAAAUGGCAUGCAGCUUGGUGAGAAAAAGUUGAUUGUUCAAAGAGCAAGUGUUGGAGCCAAGACAAAUAUGAACAAUGUGAGUAAAUCAUUAUGUCAGGCUGGUCUGGAAAAAAUUACAUUAUUAAAACAAUUUGGAUUUUUCCAAAUAAUUAUUUUGAUCACCAGAAUUCAAACCCAUCUUAAAUAGGGAAAUUUGGGUCAAAUAUUCUGAAGUUGAUUUGUUGAAUUAUUUGGGACUGUACCCUAGUUUUAAGACCAAGGCAAAUUCGUCAUUGUGUGUUUACACCCUCCAAAAAAAAACAUUUUGUCAUUGCAUCCGGACAUUUUUUUGUCACACUUCUACAAAGGAUGGUGAAGAAAUGCAGCAGAAGGUUUGAUACAUGUGCAUUUUUGUCAUGGACUGAAUAAACAUCUCUCUCAUUCAUUUACCAGGCAUAAAAUUCAGCAUCUCCUUUGUAUCAUUGCACAUAAUCACAUAUCGACAUUCUGGUCCUAGCAGCAUAUAGGAUGUUUGUCACAUGAACCUAAUUUCGUGACCUUAGCUCCCAAGUCUCUUGUAGCUCGUUGGUAGAGCAUCUCGAGUAGUAAUUAGAAGGUCAUAGGUUUGACUCCUGUUGGAAGUUCUCGGAUGUUUUCUUCCGAGCCGCCUUUGUCACUGACGGAAAAAAAAAACAUCUUUCUCAUGUGUUCACCAGGCUUAAAAUUGACCAACUCAUUUGUACAUGUAUCAUAAACAUACUGUUUUUUUUUGUUUCGCUUAUCAUCCUUUCCGUUACAAAUGCUUACAGUCCUCGUAAAUACUCUUAAUCUGUGCAUAAGGAUUCUUACUUAACUUGUAUUCAAGUAGUUAGCUUAAGGACUGAUUUGAAGUUGGUCUUGUGUGUGAAUUUCACCUAAAGUGUAGGGCCAUGCUUUAUGGACUGCGUCUACAGAAUAACCUCCUUUUUGAGGAUAUUCACCAUGAUUUAAUUUUGUUAAAAUCUAUUCAGAGUUCUACAACAAUUUCACCAGUGUACAAGGCUAUAGACACAGCUGUAAAGCUAAAUGUGACAAAACUUAUAUGGAUAAGAAUCAGCAAGCUUUCUAAGUGUAAUUUACGAAGUUGUUAGCUCAAGAUGGCUGGAUACUGGUCAAGUUGCUGACAAGCUUAGUCAAUAAACGUUGAAGGGUUUGUUACAGCUAAGAACUUCUUUCUCUUGGGAUCAAAGCAGAAAAUUCCGCGUGUACAAGAUAGGUCCUCCUUGCCCUCUUUUAGUGAGUGAACUUAUACAUGCUGGCUUGAAAUUGUCUUUAACAAACUAUUUAACGGCAAGGAUUGUAUUGUAAGAAUACAAGAUUGUAAGAAUUCACAGUAGGAUUGUAAAUCAUCGUGUUCGUCAUCACCAUGACCAUCAUCAUCAUCAUCCUCAUCAUCAUCAUUUUUUUUUCUGUUUUGUGUUUUUGUUUAACCUUUAUAUAUUUCUUUUGUUUUAGCCGGAUGCAAUGAGCAUGAUUCCUGCUCAGAUGCAGAUCCCCGGACUGGACUUGUCUGCCAGCCUCCACAACACAGCCACUGAAGUGCUGUGUCUCAUGAACAUGGUGGAAAUCGAAGAACUCAUGGAUGAUGAGGAAUAUGAAGGUACUGAACGUUUCCUCUCAACUAAAACAGUGACCUCCAGUUGCAUAUAAGUGUCAGCCGAACGGCUAACAUGUUGGGCGCUUUCGGUUAGCCCGUUUAGAAAUCAAAUGGAACGGACCAUUUCUGUUCGGUCCGACCGGAACAUUUGACUUGAGACCACCUUUGAUGGUAGUCCACUUGACCGAUCCAGUCAUUUCGUUUGGUCGGACCAAAAUUUCCCUUACCGUUUUGCAAAUUGUUGUCCCCAGUACCGCUCUUCUGUAUAUUGCUUGCAAGAACCAUAACCAAACGCGGGGUGGCUUGGAUCGGGUUUGUGCAACCGGAACUAUGUACCGUUCCAUUGGGCACUUGGAAUAUCCGAAAUUUCAAACUGGAAUUUUUUUUAAAUGGAAAACGCCUCUAGCGGUAAAAUAGAGUUUAAAAACUGUACUGAACGUCAAACGUUAGCUACGGCGUCGAACGUUGAGAUUUGUGGAACUGGCCCGUGAUAACAUAUGUUAUACUGAACCAUGAUACAUGUAGCUAUCACAAACUGGAAGAAUUUUGACACCUCUGUAGCCUAGUCUGCUACACAGCCGUUUUUAGAGUCGUCACGCAACGCUCCUCCCCACUAACGGCUGCUGAAAACCGAACUACAUUCCUUUCCCGUGAUUAGCCAAUUAUAAUUCAGCUCCCAUUUUCUGGAAGGUGUUCGCGCCACGUUUGCGGUACUGUGACUCCUCCAGUCAUAGCUUUGCUUUGAUCAGUGCCACAUGUGUGAAUGACAGAAUAAUCAAAAUCGUCGCGUGAAAACAAGCAAUUAACUACAGUAGUGUUGUCGAAGUCGACUCCUAUUCAAAAUUUAGGAGAUAAGCAGCAGCAGCAAUCAAGUCGAGCAAAUACCUUGCGAUGCACAACAUGGAUGUGCUCAUAAAGUAGCUAGGUAUAGUUUCGGGAAAUCGCUCAUCGAUAAUUUAUAAGAUGGCUUUUUGAAUCAGUACCCUGGAAAGUUUAGUCUUCACAGGAACACAAUGAGCACAUCCGGCACAUUAAAUUCUUCAUUGCAUAUCAGUACAUGUGCACGUUAAAUGAAGAACCAACCGAUCCUGGUAAAAGUCUUCUAGGUCUAUCAAACCUUUUUUUCACUUGGAACAUUCUUGACAGCUUAAAACAAACUUUUUUGCAAAUUAACCUUUUCGUUGCUUGAAAACACAGAGCCCGUCUAAAUUCAGCGACGAUUGAUUGAUUUGUCGAAAACUGAGAAGCGUGCCUGCGUCCUAGCGCCCUGCGGCUCACGUAUUGUCAAAUCUCUUAUACAUGAUUGGCUUGUUCGUUAGACCACAAACACAAAGGGAAAGGAAUGACGUUCGGUUUUCAGCAGCCGUUUGUGGGGAGGAGCGUUGCGUGAUGACACUAAAAACGGCUGUGUAGCAGACUACUCUGUAGCCUGGACAGCAUAGAAAUUUUAAAACUGGCGUGAUGAUUACUGGUAAUAGGAUUGAGAUUGAGUGGACUCCAGUUCACGCCGUCAUCUGAUUUUGUUGAUCAUUCGUACAAGUACAGGCCGAAUUGCAGGACACGAAGUUCUGUUACGAAUUUGCGUUCUUUCAGUCUUAAUCGCAAUUAUUCCUACCGACUUACUUUGUCCAAUGUAGGCGAACCCUCCUGGACUUGAAUUCCUAGGGACCAUAUCCAAGUUCAGAAAGAGAGAUAACAUUUGGUCGUUGCUUGUUUACGUAGUCCAUAAGACGCGAACUUGCUUAUGUUUACGUCGUAGUCGUGCAAAAACGGGCUGAGAAAUGUACAAACAAGCGUGAUGUACGUGCAAAGUUAUUGUUUUGCUAAUAAAACCUUUUGUUAUUUUUACGUUCUCGUUGCCGUCCGCGUCGUUGGAUCUUAAAUUCCCUAAUUACUUAUGCAUGACGCGAACUGUUGUAUCACGGCGUACUAUUGAUACUGAGCUCAGGACACGUGAUUUGAUAGCCAAUCAGAUUAGAGAAGGUUGUUUAACUCAGAAUCCAACUAGGGAAUUAAGAAUGACAAAAGAAGGAAGUGCUACAACAAUCGUGUGACCGAGACCUCGUUCCCCCUCCCUCUCCCUCCGCCCCGCCUUUUCUCUCCUCUCACACACGCACACAUACUUUAAUUCUCAGGCCCCAAACAGAAUUUUUCUGCCCUUUUUUGGCUAGAACAUAAACCGGCCAUAUAUUUUAUAACUUAAAUGUUAUUUGUAGCGCUAUACAGUGACAUGCUCCUCUUUAUAGUUUGUAGCUCUGGUUGUUAUUAGUGCAUUCACCUCAAUUGGCUCAGUAUGCUCAUUUUUUAAUCGUUGUUACUUGCAGAAAUCCAUGAAGAUGUGCGAACGGAGUGUUCAAAGUAUGGCAAAGUCAUGAGCCUGGAAAUACCAAGACCUGUAGAAGAUUUUCAGCCACCUGGCUGCGGAAAGGUAAAGCGGAACCUUCCACCAAAUUGUUGUGCAAUUUUAUCAAGAAACUAUAGUUGUACGGUUCAUUUUUAUUGCCUUGUUGCGGUGAACACUCACCAGCCAAACCUCAAUUUUGUUUUUGAGUCAGAGAGCACUAUGGUGGACUGAACUCUAGAACAUGGCCCUGUAGCUUAUGAGCAAUCUCUCAAUCUUGGGGGUAUCGUAAGAAGUCACGCGCAAACGCGCGCUUGCGUGGCUCGCUUAGCUUGACACUCAUGAAGUAUAGCGUGCUCACAAGCCAACGACCCUCUCACCUAAACAACCAAGAUCACUAUCUGGGGUGAUAAUUUAACCUUUUUCCCAGUUUUUGAGACCUUUUGUAAGCAACCACUAGGCACGUGAUGUGAUCUCCUACCGGUGCAUCUUCGGCAAGCACUUAAGGUGACAUCUCGCCAUGACGAUUUUUAACGUAUUACAACUUUGUUGCGACAUGGUUUCGAAUGGUUGCAACAUUUUCCCAACUUUGCAACGCUGUGUUGCUCUAAGAAAAUCGUCGUUGCCAGUCGUCUCUUGUAACUUCACCUUUAAAGGGCAGUAAUAUGUGUUCUUCAUUGCUGGUCCUUUGGAUAAGCAGUUCUCACAUUUUGUUCGCUUGGUGCCAUCGUUGGCUUGUCUUGGUUAAUGAUUUAACUACGGGAUGAUUUUCCCGGACCUUUUGGUUACUGUAAAUGUAAACUUAAACUUGCUUGGCCAGCAGUAAAAUGUAAUUGUCCCAAACGGCAACGAAGGAACUUGCUUUGGAGCUCUGAAUAUAGUUCUGCUUGUUUUGUGGCUCAGGAAUGGUAUGUAAUACGUGUGUACGGGUAACCUCUUGACCCUCCUCCAGGAACCGUAAUGGCGGCCUGUAAAAUAAGAUGAAUAUGAACCACACCAACCUAGCCCGCUUUCCUUAACAACUCACCCCUUUCAUUCUUUUUCUUUUUCUUUUUUUAUCCCUAGAUAUACGUGGAGUUUGCGUCCCCUGAAGAGUCAAAGAGUGCUGCCCAGGCCCUUGCGGGUCGGAAGUUUGCCAACCGUGUUGUCGUGACGUCAUUUUAUCAGCCAGACAUGUACCGCCGAAAAGAGUUCCUUUAACUGCUGUUAUCUUUUCACUUAAGAUAUCUUCUAAAUUAUUCUAUACUACUGGUACCCUGUAAAAGAUACCGACUGAUCCUUUAAUAUGUUGUGCAUGCGUUUGAAACUGUCUCUCUUAGACUCGCUUGUCACCAAAAUAAUGUUUUUAAAUCAUAUAUAGAGACAACUCAAAGUCUUAAAACAAAGUUAAUUGAGUAGCUAGGCUAGCCUGAGGCGUAAUUGUCUGUUGCAUUUCACGCGAGUUCUAGAACCGAGUAGCCGUGUUGCACAUGGACAUGCGAGUAGCACUAAGCAAGUUCGGUAACAGGCUCUGAUUUCAAUAUUUUGAUUCGAUCCACUUAGUGCCGAUGUUGUUAUGUAAUCCUGGAAAACCCUUAAAACGGAAGAUUUUGAUUCAUGGGUUCGAUUUUGACAGCAGCACCUCUUUUCUUUAGACCCCUGUUUUCUUUUUUACAGCACACCAUCGCAAAGAACCUUUUAGGAACAUGCUAGGCAACAAUACAGCCAACGGUACCUAUAAUAUAUUGCAUGUCUUUAAGAUCAAUAUUGUUUUCAUGGACGCUUUGGAAAUGCAGUAGUAAUUUAGCGUCUGCCACUUGGGCGCAUUUUAUACUUGUAAGGCCUGUGAUGCGAAUUAAUAAACUUAAUUCACCC
Molecule: messenger RNA, 14535 nt
Organism: Porites lobata
Lineage: Eukaryota; Metazoa; Cnidaria; Anthozoa; Scleractinia; Poritidae
Source: the annotation of a GenBank genome assembly